CUGCCGCUUGUUUACAACUACGCUCACCAUCCAGGUCUUUGAGACCGAGGCACUCGGUCUUUCACCCUGUCGCCGCAUGUCGAAUAUCUCUGCUCAAUCCAGCCGUUGAGAUCGUCAGAGACUCGGUCGACGCACACAAUCCUUCCUUUGAAGCUCAGAGGAGGCUGGAUACUCUGAUCGCUGCCCCCUUCCAUUUCCUCCCUAUCCCUGAUAAUGCCAAGCUCUGCGAUCGCGCGGGGUAACAGAAAUUGAUCGAAUCCCCGCAUUCUUGGGCCUGGAUAGAAUCGGUAUCAUUCUCGUACUAUGCUCUGGCGCAAACGCGCUCAAGCUAUGAGCUCCAACGACGCUCAUCAUUCCCCCCCUCCCGGAAGUCGACGGCUCCUGAUCGAGAAGAUCUCGACCCUAGAGUUUUCUAUUGCUCUGUAGAGUUAUAAAAGACAAACGGUAUCUACAAGUCCCUCGUCCGAUCCCCCUUGCUUGACCAUGAACUACAAGCGAACCAUCCUUGUACUUGCGAGCGCUGUCGUGUCUGCCCUGGCGGAUACCUGCGGACCUGUCUCGUCUCCAUUGAACAUCAAUGGUAUCAACGUUGGCUACAUUGAUUCUUGCAUCUGCACUUCCAACUUGGCGUCGUUCAUCAGUACAAAUCCAGUCGCUCGGCAAGGGGUCAAUCUUGGUGGACUCCCCAUGGUCACCGCCAUCCUCACUCAAUACAUAAACUCCGCGUCGCAAGCAGUCGGCAGAUGUAUCUACCCCACAAACGGGGUCGGUCUCAACAGCCCGGGAAUCUGCACCAGCACCAUACCUUGUGCGUUCUCGUGCCUGAACGGCUUCAUGGCGACUAGCAACGCCUGUGUUUGUCCUGCCCCGUCCACGGUCUGCAACUCUGUCUGUGGGUCUUAUCCCAACGGGUGUUCUACCAGCGGACUGGGCCGAAGAGAGUCAGCCCGUCCGCCCAGAUGUUUCCGCGGCCAGCGCGCCUGCCGGGUGCCAGGCCGGAGCCUCGGCUCGUGGGAAUGCAUCGACAUCCAGUCGGACUUGGAGAGCUGCGGAGGUUGCUCCUAUGGCGGUUCGGGGACAGACUGCACCUCACUCGCGGGGGUCGCCGACGUCGCUUGCGUCCAGGGCGAGUGCGUCAUCAACAAGUGCUCGCCCGGAUUCUCCGCCAACAACUCUCGCUGCAUCGAGGACGGAGAUUUGCUCGCUCCUCAUGUGCUCAUCGAUCAGUAUGGAAUGGCCUUGUGAACCGCAUACAUACCCCGUCUCCUUUUGCAACAAUGGCAUGCCUCUGUCUCGUGACCCAGCGGGCGCAGACCACUCCUCUCCAUCACCCCAACGGGGUCUCGCGCAUUCUCCAGUUGUGGAGGGAAGAUGAUAGGUUUAUUAGGCGUGACACAUAUGGGCUCUUCCUCUGGAUUCUAGCGUUACAUACAUGUUUGCUGAAAAAGAUGCAAUCAGAGUCUUUGUGACACCAUGUCUCUCUAGGGAGUCGGAGCCUACGACCGCGA
Mycena citricolor is the source of this 1508-nucleotide messenger RNA. NCBI's taxonomy places the organism in Eukaryota, Fungi, Basidiomycota, Agaricomycetes, Agaricales, Mycenaceae. The record is from the annotation of a GenBank genome assembly.